Racocetra persica is the source of this 181-nucleotide messenger RNA. NCBI's taxonomy places the organism in Eukaryota, Fungi, Glomeromycota, Glomeromycetes, Diversisporales, Gigasporaceae. The record is from the annotation of a GenBank genome assembly.
AAUUAUCUUCGGCAUUCAUUUACCACUAAGACAUAUUAUGGAACAGAAUAUUGUGUUCAAGGUGGGUUGAUAUAUGAGCGAUACCAAAUGCGACGCUUGCCACCUUUACUAUCAUCUAAUUUUGGUCUAGAAAUAUUGAUGGGUAAAGAUGAAACGAUCGAUUUUGAAGAUUUUUUAAAUU